Pieris napi is the source of this 2061-nucleotide messenger RNA. RefSeq names its product CLIP domain-containing serine protease HP8-like. The record is from RefSeq and is a predicted model, not a curated record. The transcript has 6 exons. Lineage: Eukaryota; Metazoa; Arthropoda; Insecta; Lepidoptera; Pieridae. Gene Ontology annotation, biological process: proteolysis. Bases 36 to 1178 code for a protein of 380 amino acids. Gene Ontology annotation, molecular function: serine-type endopeptidase activity.
UACAUUAAGAUUUAGGGGUCGAGUCAAGUUAGUACAUGUUAGUGUUUCAUAAAGACCGCACCUUUAAAAUGUUUAAAAAUAUAUUUUUAAGUUUAUUAGUGCUACAUACGUGUAAUUUAGUAUAUAGUGAACGAAAUUGCAACGAUUGUCAACUUUACCACACAUGCAAAGCAGCAUUUGAUCAUGCUCGGUUCAAGCAAGACGACAAAACAAGACAGCUAUUUGAGAAAGCUAUGUGUGGAACAGAAACGGAAGAUGGUCAAACCGUAUUUAAGGUAUGCUGUUCAGACUUUCCCAGCUUAAAUACAAGACCAAAUCCAACUUCUCCGGUCAAAGAAUUAGAAAGUAGAUUUGCAAAAUCGAAUAAAGAAAACUUGUUGCCGGAUAAAUGCGGCAGCAUUUUGGGAAAUCGAAUUUUUGGAGGCAGAACAGCUAAACUAUACGAAUUUCCAUGGAUGGUACUGAUCGCUUAUAAAACACGCGAAGGUCCCCAAUUUCAAUGUGGUGGAACUAUCAUUAACUCCAAAUAUAUUCUGACAGCGGCUCAUUGUGUCGUUGAUAAGAAAAUCGAAGGUGUCAGAAUAGGAGAGUACGACAUAAAUACGGACAGAGACUGCGAAUAUGAACCGGAUAAAGUUAUCUGUGAAGAUCAUAUUCAGGAUAUGUUUGUCAAAGAAAAAAUACCACAUGAAAAUUACCAAAGCUUGCCAACCUCGAAUGACAUCGCGUUGUUGCGAGUAGACGGCGAGAUCCUCUUAAACUACACAAACGUGGAACCGAUCUGUCUACCACUAUCAUCUUCACUACGUAGCAAAAGUCUAGAAAACAAAAACGGCACAGUAGCUGGAUGGGGUUACACUGAAACUGGUAGAGAAUCUGCAAUAUUGUUGACAGUCGAAGUUCCUGUGAAAACUGACGCUGAGUGUAAAGGCUACUACAACAGAAAUAACCGGGAUGCCGUUAAGAAACAGUUCUGCGCAGGAGAACUAAAAAAGGAUUCUUGUAAUGGUGAUUCCGGAGGACCUCUUAUGAUGAAAGCUAACUACAAUGAUGUUAAUAGUUACGUCCAGUAUGGGAUCGUGUCGCACGGUCCAACGCAAUGUGGAUCGUCGUUCCCAGGCGUCUACACAGAUGUCAGAGAAUACGUCGAUUGGAUAUUAGAUAAUAUUAAAGAAUAAUUUAAUUAGCGUAAUGCAAUAAAUAUUUAUAUCAAUUGCAAUAAAUAGCAAAGUAAUAGUGGUGGUUUUGAUGUUAAACGGUAACUGUUUUAUAGCUCUUAGCGGUCAUGUAAAAAAAUAUUGUAUUUUAACGAUGUAUUUUUGAAAAGUAAGAGCCUUAAAAUAAUACUCAUAUAGAUGUUUGAAAGGUGAUUUGUACUUAUCUUUUUUAUGUGAAAAAAAUUCAUUGCAUUAUCAAAGUAUAAUUUCAAUACAGUGUUACGAUGAAAUCCAUAUUUUUUACAAUACGUAAAUCAGACUCCUAAACGAAUUUAAGCUUUUUGGUGUAAAUUUUGUAUUUAAUAAUUUCCUUAACAGCAAAGAAUAUUCAAAAAUAUAUAAACAAAUAGUACAUACCGCUAGAAUAAAACUAAAAAAAGUAGGAAAAGAAAUCAAAAUAAAUAGAGGUGUACGUCAAGACCCCCUAUCACCUAAAUUAUUCACAGCUGUACUAGAAGAAAUCUUCAGAGAAUUAAAAUGGGAUGGGUACGGACUAAACAUCAACGGGGAACAACUAACACAUCUACGAUUCGCCGAUGACAUCAUACUAUUUGCUACAAACAAAGAGCAUCGAAUCAAGAAUUAUGAUUACAGACCUGGAGAGGAAAAGCCGCAAGGUAGGGCUAACAAUGAACACCUCCAAAACUAAAGCCAUGACGAAUGCAUCAGAAGAUAUUAUUAUAGUAAAUGGAGAGUCAAUUGAUUAUGUGAAAGAGUACACACACCUGGGCCAACAGAUCUCAAUUACUGAUAUAAUGUCGAAGGAGAUUGAUACAAGAAUUGGGAAAGCAUGGAAAUGUUACUGGGGGCUUAGCGAAAUCAUGAAAAACACAGAAAUAAAAAU